Cladocopium goreaui is the source of this 2391-nucleotide messenger RNA. The record is from the annotation of a GenBank genome assembly. NCBI's taxonomy places the organism in Eukaryota, Dinophyceae, Suessiales, Symbiodiniaceae.
AUGGAUUUGCUUCAGAAAGGUCUCAGCGUUGACAUUGCUGCAGCACAAGCGUCCAAAGAAGAGGACAAGACACGGAUUUUGAACUCCGUGCGAUGUCCGCGAGCCAGGACAUGGGCAUUGGACACGCCUUUUCCAACGCAGCACCCCCGCUAUGAUGCCGUCAACAGAGCUUUAGCCUCCCACUUUGCACUGACCAGCAUCCAGCAGUCAUAUCGUAACGGACAAGCGCAAGCCCCAUCAAGCCUGUGGCAAGCACUACGGUCAGAUGCAGAAAGAAAGAACAUCCAAGUGUCACUGACAGGCUGCCACAGUUUCCGAGACCCGGACUUGCGUAUUCUCAUGGAUAACCUGCCAUCCCAACUGCAAAGUCUACGGCUCGAUCUUGCCUACACUGGUUUGGAGCGUUUGGAUGAUCUAGCGGGUGCUUCCGGUGCUUCCUUCGGAAACGCCCUUCAGACCCUAGUGAUUCGCUUCGCAGGAUCUUUAAGAAGCAUUUCUGGCUUGUCUGCUUUGCUUUGCCCUUCCUUGAGACGUUUGGAGCUGUGGCUGUCAGACCUUCCAGACUUAGAAGACAUCGAGUUGGGCGUCAGCAACAAGGCAUUGUUGAAGCUUCGUUUGGAGGAGCUGGUCUUGUAUGUGAAUGGCUGUCCCAGCGUACCGCGCGAAUCCAAGACAGCAUUGUUUGCUGCCACUCGGCAGCUGAAGCAGUGCCUUCGACGCCGGCCUUACAUGUGGGUUCACAUCGAGGAUACAAACACCUGGACGCUGAAUCUCUGCCUUGGGAAGCUCAAGGUGGGUCGUUCACAAAGCCACCUUGAGAUAGGUUCACUCAGUUCACCCACGCCUCCUGCCAGCGCAGCUUCGCUGGCCGAGAUUCCAGAGUCACAAAUCGAACCUCGACCCAAGGAACCCCUGGAAUGCAUAGCUCCAAGUUUGCAUGGCUCCCUGAUCCGUUCCCGUGCCAUUGCUGCGCGAAGUUCCACGGAAAUUCUCAUGGUUUUUCAAUAUGCAGAGCUGCUGAUGAUUUUCUUUGUACAAGCCACGGCUGAUAUCGAAUCGAGGGGCUUGCUGGCCUUGAUUGUCAUCUCUUUGUAUCCUGUGCUCUGGAUGAGCCUUGAUCGAUUGGUGGGAGGGUCGGCCACCGCAAUUUGUAUCGUGUUGAUCUCGCUGCUCUUCGCAUCUGUAUCUUAUGCACUGCUGCGAUUCGAUCAGAUGCACCGAGCGACUCUGGAACUGUCGUUGGCUUCUGAAGCCAUUUGCUCACAGGCGAUUCGUCCUGCGAACUUGUCGCACCUCUCUCUGGUCUUUGGAAGUUCCGCUGAUGACUUCCCGAACACAGAUUUGCGACAAAGCGAAACGGAUUUGACAAGCAACUUCCGUCAGGCACGGAUUCACUUUCUCAGCUUUCAGACGCUAGGUGUUGUAGCUCGGGAUUGCCUCAGGAAUGCUCUGCGCCAAGCCCUGGGCGAAGGUGAAGUGGCGAUUGCAACAGCAAAUGCAAAGAUCAAGCGCCUCGCCGACCUUGAAACGAGUCAAGGAUCUCGCCACGAGAUGCCACGAGUCAAAAGCCUUGAAGCCAAGUUGUGUUCAAGUUUUGUUCAGAUCUGUUCAGAGUUGCUCUGUGAUUUGGACAUGCUCCUCCAUUCACAUUUCCAGGAGCAGACCAUGAUGUUCUUUCUUGCGAAAUCCAUUGUGAAUCCCUCCAGCAAGUUCAACUGGUGUUAUUUGGCCACUGUCGUUCUUUGUGUUGCCUCCUUAACAAGGCUGCAGAGCAACCUCAGUGAACUUUGCCUUUUGGCCGAUGCUUUUGGCCUCUUGGAGGAUGCAAAGCCUCGAAGGUGGCUGCAACGUACGGAUGGUCCAAGGAAUGCAAAGGGCUCAAGUUUUGGAGAGAUAGCGAGUUUGCCUCGCGGCUCACAGAUUUUGGAUGCUCUUCUUCCGGUGCUUCUGUCACUGGCUCGUUUCAUUGCUAUGAUGACGGCAGCUUAUUUCACGUGUCAAUACUUCUUUCGCUACGGCCCUUCCAGCUUGCACGAAAGCAUAGAUCAACUGGGACAGCAUCGCUUUGUCAAAGUCGCCUUUGGAGAACGCUUUGACGGCUCAUGGUGGGAUGCCUUGUGCUUAUCAGGGCCUUAUGCAGUUCUUGUAGUGGUUUUCGCACGCGAUUUGCUUUGCUUUUCUGCUCCGACAGCUCAAAAACGGAAGAGCAGACAGCUGUCACAAAUUGUCUAUGACCGCUAUUUUGGAGUUGAAGGCACCUACUACAUGUUCAAAGUGGCUUUGCUACAGCUCCUGACCAUUUUGCUUCAGGCGUUUGGGAAGCUUCAUUUGCUCGGUGGCAUUGCACUCUUUGCAGAACAGCAAAGGCUCUCAGUUGCAGAAUCUUUGAAG